Angiostrongylus costaricensis is the source of this 684-nucleotide messenger RNA. The record is from the annotation of a GenBank genome assembly. NCBI's taxonomy places the organism in Eukaryota, Metazoa, Nematoda, Chromadorea, Rhabditida, Metastrongylidae.
AUGAGCGACGGACUCAGCUCCAGCUCUACAGCACUGUCACAGGAUGGCAAGGGAAAAGAUCUGGGCGUCGCUUUGCACGACUUUGCGGCUUAUUACGGAUCACCACUAGAUACCGUUUCGGCCAGUCUUCGCCCUCUUGGUGAAACAUCAAGUUCAGGAUUUUUAAACAUACUUAAAAAUAUUUUAAAAAUUUGUAGAAAUUGCCAGGACUAUAUCGCUUGGAUCCUACAAGUGAAGGUUCUGUAUAACUGGAGGAUAUUGUUACAUGCGUUUAGAAGACGUCACCGUACCACGUUUACACAGGAACAAUUGGCUGAACUCGAUUCGGCAUUUCAGAAAAGUCACUAUCCGGAUAUCUACGUGCGAGAAGAGUUGGCACGGAUCACUAAACUGAAUGAAGCAAGGAUACAGACACUCAACCCACACCAGGCAAUAUUUGCUGCAAAUCCGGCCAGCAACAUAAUGCGACAGAGCAUGUAUCCAGCACCAUUGGGAAAUCCACGAGACACUUUUUGAAAGCCGGAGUCAUUGCAGAAAUGUUGUUUUCCUCAUUACAGCUUCAGCCCGUCGAUCACUCCAUUCUCAUCCGACGAAGAUUUCUACCAGAAGUCCCUAGCGCUGCGAAUGUCAUGUCAACCAACAGCUUCAGCAAACAUCGCCAAUCUUAACUAUCCGCAGAGUUAA